AUGUUUACGCGUAACAGUCAAAUUGAAGAAGGUCGUCAAAAAGCUUUUCAAGGCGAUUUUUAUGGAGCCAUUGCUGUUUUUAAUAAAGUGACACCAGCUACCUUUGAUUCACUAUAUUAUCGAGGAUGUGCUCGUCUUGAAGUGGGCGAACGAAUCGAAAUAUACAAUUCUAUUGAAGAUUUCGAUCAAGCAUUGAAAAUUUCUCAUGUUAAAAUUGAUCCUAGUAUUUAUUAUAAACGUGCCUUUGCAUGUGAAUUGAUUGGCCAAUAUGCAGAAGCUAUUAUUGAUUACACUAUGUACAUUCAGUACUGUCCAGAUGAAGUUCAUAAAGGAUAUUUAAGUCGAGGUCUGGUUUACAGUGAGAUAAAACAAUUUCAAAAGGCACUAGAUGAUAUAAACUUUGCAAAUGAAGCACUACAACCGCCGCCUAUUUAUUAUGUGUAUUGUCGAGCUCGAGCUGAAGCUUCUCUAGGACAUAGUAAUAAAGCAAAAGCAAUAUUUAAUGAUCUUGCAAACAUGUGUCGCAAUGACUGUGACAAAUCAUCACAAAAAUUUGAAACUCACUUUUAUUGUGGUCUUGCUUCUUAUGAAUUAAAUAAUUAUUCUACUGCUCUGCAGCAAUUCAAUAAAGCGCUCAAGUAUAAUCAAAAUAAACGAGAAAGUGUUGAUACGCUCUUUUAUAUUGGCUUGACUCUAGAUGCACUUAAUCAAUGUGAACUUGCCAAAGAAAAACUUCGAUCUGCACUCACGCUCGACAAAAAUUAUACACGAGCUUUGUUUCGACUUGGAAUGAUGGAAAGCGAAAAUCCUGAUUUACAACCAGAAGCAUUGGAUUAUUUAACCAAAGCUCAUGAGCAAGCUCCUCAUAAAUCAGAUAUAUUAUAUGUACGUGGAGAAGUUCAUUAUAAAAUGGGACAGAUUGGAGCAUGUAUACGCGACAAGCAAUUAGCUUUGCAACUGGAACAUAGAGAAUUCGAUCUAGCGGCUAUGAAACAUUAUUAUGAGAUAAGACAAAUGUUCAAUUUUCUGAUUAUUAUUUCUCAAACAGUCUUCAAAGGUAAAAGAUAA
Molecule: messenger RNA, 1068 nt
Organism: Rotaria sp. Silwood2
Lineage: Eukaryota; Metazoa; Rotifera; Eurotatoria; Philodinida; Philodinidae
Source: the annotation of a GenBank genome assembly